CUCUUCAUCACCUUCCUGGUGGGUGCGGUGGGGAACGGGCUGUACCUGUGGGUGCUGGGGCUGAAGAUGAAGAGGACGGUGACCACGCUCUGGUUCCUCCACCUGAUCUUCUGCUACCUCCUCUUCACCCUGCUGAUCCCCUUCUUCGCUAUCUACAUCCUGAUGGGUUUCCACUGGGUCUUCGGCACGGCCAUGUGCAAACUCCUCAACACCUGCAUCUCCGUGGGCAUGUUCUCCUCCGUCUUCCUGCUCACCCUCAUCAGCCUGGACCGCUACACCCUCACCUGCCAGCCUAUUUGGUCCCGGUAUCACCGCACCAUGAGCCGGGCUAGGAAACUUGUCGUGGGCGUGUGGCUGGUCUCCUUUGCUCUCAGCGCUCCCUACCUGGCUUUCCGGGAGACCCGCAUGGUGGGCGGGGGCAGAAUCGCCUGCAUCAACAAUUACAAUAUCUCCAGAAACUGGAAUGGAACCAAGACACGAGAUCUGGGGAGACAGAUCCAUCUGGCCGUCUUUGUGAUCCGGUUCCUCCUGGGCUUCCUGCUGCCCUUCUGCACCAUCAUGGGAUGCUACAGCCAAGUGAGGUUGGAGAUGAAGGAGAAGAGGCCGGUGUGGGCUGGGAAGCCCUUCAAAGUCAUGGUGGCAGCAGUGGUGUCCUUCUUCCUCGGCUGGCUGCCCUACCACUUCUACCAGGGCUUGAAUUUCUACACAAAGGCGUUGCCAGAGUCGGUGUCGGAUGCCCUCUUGGUCAUUUACACCUUUACAACCUGCUUCACUACCUGUUUCACCCCCAUCCUCUACCUGUUUGUGGGGGAGAAUUUCUGGCAGGUCUUCAGGACGUCUCUUCCCAUGCUGGUCAAGGCGGGGUUUGACGAUGAACUCGGCAGCUAUUCCCCUGAGUCUAGUGUAAGACUUGGGACACAAUUUGUGAACGCACAACAGAAUCAGACUUAG
Messenger RNA from Pelodiscus sinensis (Chinese soft-shelled turtle), 951 nucleotides. The record is from RefSeq and is a predicted model, not a curated record. NCBI's taxonomy places the organism in Eukaryota, Metazoa, Chordata, Testudines, Trionychidae.